AUGUCUUUCAACAACAGAAUCUCAUCCUUCGGGUCCAACGACAGCGGCUACGAGAGUGCCGCCGUUGAAGUUUUCGACGAGCCUCGCCGCCCAGUCAUCAAGAACCCUGACCACACGAAGGAAAUUGCCAGACAUCGUCAGCAUCUGAUGGCUUCCGAGAUGUCAAGAAGAGACGCAGACGAAUACCAGCAAGACAUGCUUGAGCAUAUGCUUAAGGUGGAUGCUGAAACCAUGCCUGACGUUGACGCAAUCGACAUCCAAACCGAGAUUCAAUGGUACAUGAGACCUUACCUUCUCGACUUCUUGGUGGAAGCCCACACUGCAUUUCAGCUCCUACCCGAGACCCUCUUCCUCACAAUCAACCUUCUUGACCGUUACUGCUCGAAACGCGUCGUCUACAAGCGUCACUAUCAGCUCGUUGGCUGCGCUGCACUGCUCAUCGCAGCCAAGUACGGAGACAAGAAAGAGAAGGUUCCCACAAUCAAAGAGUUGAAAUCUAUGUGCUGUUCGCUUUAUGAUGAGGACAUGUUUUUGCAGAUGGAGUGGCACGUUCUGUCGACUCUUGGUUGGGCCAUUGGGCACCCCACAGUCGACGCGUUCAUGCGGCUGGCUGUCAAGGACAAUGUCUACGACCCCGAAACAGAAAGCUUGACACUUUACAUCCUGGAGAUCGCCCUGUAUCACCGAGACUUCGUGUCCAGGCAGUCACACACCCUUGCCCUUUCGGCCCUUGUUCUGGCCCGCCAUAUUCUCGGUCGACCUCAAGCUCGCGCGAAUGAGUUUGGCUCUCACUUCUGCAGCACCACCGUUAUGGAACUGUUGCAGAAAGUGCACGAGCCUUCGGGCAUUUUGGCACGGAAAUAUGCCUCGGUACGCUACUCUGGUGUUUCUCGAGUCUUGACCAAUUUCCUGGCCCAGAAGGCUGCGAUGUCGGCCUCCAGGGCUCCAUUGACUCCGACAUAUGAUAUCAGCCCGCCCUCAGCCAUCACCAAACCCGCUGGCCCCGAAUACUUCCAAACUUAUGCCACGCCUCAGAAGCCCCAGUUCCCCUCUUUGGUGCAACACGGUCUGUACACACCUCCAAUCACCCCUGAGGGAGAGAUGUUUGGUGUGACACAAAAGACCUUCAACGCCCCCAACCAAUGUGCACCUCCAACACCGACUCCCACCACUGUGGGACAGCAAUUUACCUCACAUUACCCGACCUCGACUCAGCAAUGGAGCGGCGAAUCAUACUGA
Molecule: messenger RNA, 1239 nt
Organism: Fonsecaea erecta
Lineage: Eukaryota; Fungi; Ascomycota; Eurotiomycetes; Chaetothyriales; Herpotrichiellaceae
Exons: 2
Coding region: 1-1239 (412 amino acids)
Biological process (GO): regulation of cyclin-dependent protein serine/threonine kinase activity; mitotic cell cycle phase transition
Cellular component (GO): cyclin-dependent protein kinase holoenzyme complex; cytoplasm; centrosome
Molecular function (GO): cyclin-dependent protein serine/threonine kinase regulator activity
Source: RefSeq, a predicted model, not a curated record